UUAUGGCUUACGCUUGGUUCUCAAAAACUAUGAAUAAUGUAGUAAAAUCAUUCAAAUUUUAAAAUGCAGUCCAGUUAUAAAUUGGUGAAUAUUGAAAGCCUCAUUUUUUUACGAAAUUUUUAGCUAAUGAUUUUUUUUAUCAUUCUAAGACCUACCCACAUUUUUUUGAUGGGCUCCUAAUAGAUUCCGGUAUGACCUCGAUUAAACUUUCAUGCGAACGUCACUAUGACGUCACGUCACGUCACGUCACGCGAAUUCGAAAUCCAAAUCCUAACUAAGUCAAAAAGUGCCGGGAGAAAAUUUUCACGGACACGUCUUCAAGUUAUUUUUAGUUGUUUGAUUUGUACACAACGCCAAGCGUCAUAGCCUACAUAUCUACGGGCUACGUUGCUAGCGGAAUGUACAUAAUGUACAUCUUGCACUAUGUACAGCGUAUAUACAGAUAGACAUAACAAUAUAAGCGACGCUGCUGAUGUGUGCGUGCCGGCGUAAUGAGCGUUCUAUGUGCUAAGAAACAGUAAAAAGUAUGGCGCGAACGCGAGGAGCGGCAACGUUGCGUGCGUUCCGAGGCCUUGCCACAGUGAAAACAAUAGUCAUUUUUAUUAUUUUUGAAUAAUUUAUUUAUGCAUUAUGUGAUGAUAAUGAGCUAUCACUUCCAGACGAGAGGCUGACACAAUUUCACCGUUCAUUAUUCACCAAUUUCUUAUUGGAUUUAGCACAUUUACAGUUACCUUACAGGUGAAAAUAAUCCACCUGCAAGCUUUACCAUACUGAACAUAGAUUUUUUCGAACGAAAAAAUGUUAAAAUGGACAUCUAUUCAACACGCAUGCCGAAAGCGUCUAAAAAUCGAUAUAAUAUCAAUAAUAAAAAACAAACAAAGCGUACAAAAAUAGCCGUAGAAUAAAAAAAAUAGUAACCGAUGUUGACCUUUCCGAGCGCGCGUCGUUACUAGACAGCUGACGCGGCGUUGCCAAACCGCUCCAGUAGACUGCCAUCCAAAACGCUUAUCGCCUCUAUUGUAACGCUAUAACAGUCAAAAUCGCGUAUCACCGCAAAGUAUAUAAGGGAUUUAGGACGUUCCUUCACGGUUAGAUGACACAUCUCGCGCGAAAAAUUUGAAAUGCUUUUUAUCAGUCACGGCAUUGAAUAGUGCGGUUGUUUCCUCGAUUGUGUUUCAACUAAAUCGGGUUUUCAGUUAGCUUAUUGAACUACGGAAACCAAAGUGUCCAAAGUACCUAUGAAUAGAGAAGCUAUUUAGAAUAAAAAAAAACUAUUUAUUAGUGUGUAAAAAUAAUAUUUAUUUAAAUAUAAGUGUGAUAACUAAAAAGUGCAAUAAAGCAACCGAGUGCAAUAUAAAAGUACCAGGCUCGCAUAAAACAGUGGUAGUGUUGACCAAUGGUGAUGGCUCGGUGACAAAGUGGCCUACAUGCCAGUGGCGCUGGGCUCGCUCGGCGGCGAGGGCGAGUACCGCGAGUACGGCCACCAUCUCUCGCCGCACCACCCCCCGCACCCCCACCACCCGCACGUGUACCACGAGUAUGCGCCGCCGCCGCCGCUGUACCACCCCGCGCCGGACCCUUACUUUGGCAGACGACACGCGCCAUACUUCGGCCAGCCAGACUACAGAGUUUAUGAACUCAAUAAGCGGUUACAACAGAGGACAGAGGACUCAGAUAAUUUAUGGUGGGACGCGUUCGCGACGGAGUUUUUUGAAGACGACGCGACACUCACGCUCACAUUUUGUUUAGAAGAUGGCCCUAAAAGAUACACGAUAGGAAGGACGCUCAUACCGCGCUACUUCCGCAGUAUAUACGAGGGCGGCGUCUCGGAGUUGUACUACACGAUGCGGCAGCCGAAGGAAUCCUUCCACAACACCAGCAUCACGCUGGACUGCGACCACUGUACCAUGGUCACCCAUCACGGGAAGCCCAUGUUCACUAAAGUAUGCACAGAAGGCCGGUUAAUCCUGGAGUUCACAUUCGACGAUCUAAUGAGGAUCAAGUCGUGGCACAUGGCGGUGCGAGCGCACCGGGAGCUCAUCCCGCGCCAGGCCGUGCACCCGCCCGACCACGCGGCCUUGGAUCAACUGGCCAAGAACAUCACGCGGCAAGGAAUCACUAACUCCACACUGAACUACUUGCGGUUAUGCGUGAUACUAGAACCGAUGCAGGAGCUGAUGUCUCGACACAAGGCGUACGCGCUGUCACCGCGAGACUGCCUCAAGACCACGCUGUUCCAGAAGUGGCAGCGGAUGGUGGCGCCCCCUGAAUCGCAACGUCCGGCGAGCAAGCGACGCAAGCGCAAAGGCAGCGCCGGCGCCAACGCCGCGCCGCCCGCGCCCGCCAAGAAGCGCUCGCCCGGGCCCAACUUUAGCCUCGCCUCACAGGACGUGAUGGUGGUUGGCGAACCUUCCCUAAUGGGCGGUGAGUUCGGCGACGAGGACGAACGGCUCAUCACCCGGCUCGAGAACACCCAGUACGAGGGCGACGGCGUGGAAUGGUCGGCGCCUCCGCCCGCGUCGCCCGCCAAGACGCCGCCCGGCGCGCACUGACGACACUAAAUAAAUAAAUAUAGGCCUUUACGGAUAAAUUAUUA
Messenger RNA from Ostrinia nubilalis (European corn borer), 2596 nucleotides. It is a transcript of the gene Chi, whose product is annotated as LIM domain-binding protein 2. The record is from RefSeq and is a predicted model, not a curated record. Gene Ontology annotation, cellular component: transcription regulator complex; nucleus. Gene Ontology annotation, molecular function: LIM domain binding. The transcript has 8 exons. Bases 1428 to 2552 code for a protein of 374 amino acids. Gene Ontology annotation, biological process: negative regulation of transcription by RNA polymerase II; nervous system development; positive regulation of transcription by RNA polymerase II. NCBI's taxonomy places the organism in Eukaryota, Metazoa, Arthropoda, Insecta, Lepidoptera, Crambidae.